UCAGAGCCAUGGCUGAUGAAAAGAAAAAUGAGAGUUCUGGAUCAGGGAAGAAAACUUCUAGUUCUUACACACUGAAUUCGAAUGACAACCCAGGUAACUUGAUUACCCAAGUUCAGUUGAAGGGCGAGAAUUACAAAGAAUGGGCGCGAGCUAUGCGGACUGCAUUGCGGGCCAAAAAGAAAUAUGGUUUUAUUGAUGGAUCUGUCAAGCAACCAGCAGAUGACUCACUGGAACUCGAAGAUUGGUGGACGGUUAACUCUAUGCUGGUUUCUUGGGUGUUUAACACCAUUGAACCGACGCUUCGCUCGACCAUCUCUCACAUGGAGAACGUAAAGGAUCUGUGGGAGGAUAUUAAACAGAGGUUCUCGAUUGGGAAUGGUCCACGAAUGCAGCAACUGAGAUCGGAUCUGGCGAAUUGUAGGCAGGAAGGUCAACCGAUCGUGUCCUAUUUCGGAAGACUCAAAACGUUAUGGGAUGAAAUAAACAACUAUGAUCAGAUACCAGUGUGUAUCUGUGCAGGCUGCAGAUGCAAUCUUACCAUUGAAUUGGAAAGAAAGCGUGAAGAAGAGAGUUCAUCAGUUUUUGAUGGGCUUGGAUGAAGAAGGAUACGGAACAGUGCGCUCUAAUAUUUUGAGCACUGAACCCUUGCCCAAUUUGAAUCGUGCCUAUGCUAUGGUUGUUCAGCAAGAGCGGGUGCGAACUAUGACACGAACCAAGGAAGAAAGAGGCAAUCCUAUGAGUUUUGCAAUUCGAGCAGGUAGUCGAAAUUCAGGGGGGGAUAAAGACAAAUCCUCAAUUUGUUCUAAUUGCAACCGAGAGGGACAUGAUGCUGAAAGUUGUUUCCAGCUGAUAGGUUAUCCAGAAUGGUGGGGUAAUAGACCACGUGGAACUUCUGCUGGACGAGGAAGUGGUCAAAAGCGUGGCAAUGGAGCAGGACGUAGCAAGGGAGGAGUUGCUUGUGCCAAUGGCACACAAGCAACUAGAGUUGAUGGUGGGCGUGGAAUUGUGACAGAUUCAGAUCGAAAGGGUCUUAGUGGAUUAAAUGAAGAGCAGUGGGCUGCUUUGCUGGGCAUGUUGAAUUCUUGUCAGAAUGGUGGCAAUGAGAGGCUGACAGGACCUAAAUUCGAGGAACCUGAUUGGAGCGGGUGAGCAACGCGAAGGGCUGUACUUUCUCAAGGGAGUGACAUCGGUACAUGAUUGCAAGGUAACUGAUGUGGGGUCUUUUGUGUUUUGGCAUAAGAGAAUGGGUCAUCCUUCUUAUAAGGUAGUAGAGUUAAUUCCAGAAGCUGGUAGCAUUGGUAGUAAAACUAAUAAAACUUGUGAAGUUUGUUUUAGAGCAAAGCAAACAAGAGAGAUUUUCUUUUCUAGUGACAAUAAAGCUGAUGGUUGUUUUGAAUUGAUACAUUGUGAUUUGUGGGGACCUUAUAGAGUCCCAACUUCUUGUGGAGCAAUUUACUUCUUAACAAUUGUUGAUGAUUACUCUCGUGCUAUUUGGAUAUAUUUGCUGAAUGAAAAACAAGAAAUAACUUGUGUUCUUAAGAAAUUUGUUGUGAUGGUUAAACGCCAAUUUGAAAAAAAUGUGAAAAUUGUCAGAAGUGAUAACGGAAGUGAAUUUAUGUGCUUGAAAGAAUAUUUUGAUGAACAAGGGAUGUUGCAUCAGACUUCCUGUGUAGGAACACCUCAACAAAAUGGCCGAGUGGAAAGAAAACAUCGCCAUAUUCUUAAUGUGGCAAGAGCUUUGCGUUUCCAAGCAAAUUUACCCAUAGAAUUUUGGGAAGAAUGUGUA
Hevea brasiliensis (rubber tree) is the source of this 1786-nucleotide messenger RNA. RefSeq lists its product as uncharacterized. The record is from RefSeq and is a predicted model, not a curated record. NCBI's taxonomy places the organism in Eukaryota, Viridiplantae, Streptophyta, Magnoliopsida, Malpighiales, Euphorbiaceae. Bases 490 to 1149 code for a protein of 219 amino acids. The transcript has 2 exons.